Xyrichtys novacula (pearly razorfish) is the source of this 12534-nucleotide messenger RNA. NCBI's taxonomy places the organism in Eukaryota, Metazoa, Chordata, Actinopteri, Labriformes, Labridae. The record is from the annotation of a GenBank genome assembly.
AGAUAGUGUAUUAAGCUAAUGUAAGCAUAGUUGUUAGCAAGCGCAGUGGCUUAGUUAUUCAAGUUAUUAGGUGGUCUGUGCAGAUUUGCUCCUUUUUUAGAAAAUACAAUACUAGCUGGAAUAUUGAACAUUUAAUAGGAUAAAACAUAUAGAGGGUGAUUGAACAUAAUGGGUAAAGUUUAUAACUCUGUUAGUGGAGUAUUUCCGGGGUAAUUUCAUAACUUUGGUACAUAACAGCAUCACAGAGACGGACCCCCACCUGCUGACCCACAGACGGUCUCCGCUUUUAUGGCUACUGCGGUGCUCGUAGCCGUUGUUGUCGGCGGUGGAGUGCUGCUCCUUAUGCGCCGUUUGUUCCCGCGGAAGAACGCCGUGAAGCUGCUCAGUUAUCCAGCCAACAGCAUGCAGGGGAAGACGGUCAUCGUGACCGGGGCUAACUGCGGGAUAGGGAAAGCCCUAGCCGGGGAGCUGCUGAAGCUCCAUGCCCGGGUCAUCAUGGCCUGUCGGGACCGUCAGAGAGCCGAGGAGGCGGCCAACGACAUCAAGAAACAAGCGGGACCAGAGCAGGGGGAGGUGGUCGUCAAACACCUGGACCUCGCUUCUCUCAGAUCAGUCCGGAAAUUCUGUGAGGAGAUUAAACAGGUGAGUUGAGAAGACUCCAACAUUUCCCUCCCCUGAUUUGGCUUUUUUUUUUUUCAUUUUAGUUUUUAGAACAACCAGUGACUAGCUCAUUCCUGCCAUUGUUGUGUCAAAUAUAAAAGCUAUUACUGCAGAAACUUCUGGAUGGAGCUGUCCAUGGUGCUGAAUCAGUGCCCCCCCCCCCCCAAUUUAGUAUAACCAAACCUGAGUGUGUAACCCUUAUAGAUCACAGCCAGGAUGAAAAAGUCUGGCAGGUUAUCACUCUGAGAGGUACUUACAAAAUUAAUCCAAAACAAAUAUAUUUCAUCCUCUGUCUUUAACAUGAGGAAAAACUGUUUCUGCACGCACUCCCUUAAGUCAUCAAAUACAUUGUGCCUCAUUUGCCAAAAUAGUUGCUAAAACCUCUGAUGUUUUGCCUAAAUAACUAAUUUUACCGGUAAAUUUGAAUCAAAUCUGUAAAAAUAUUGAUUAACCAGUGAAGUUUUGUCAAUAAGCAAUACAGGCUGACAAUGGGGUUGUUAACAGUCAUCACAAGAAUAUAUGGCUGAUUAUAACAAUCGCGUAUGUUUUAUUAUUAGGAAAUCCACAGCAUUUUAUUGUAGACACUGGGAUCCACUGGAUGUCUCUGAUAAAAUAGUAUAUUUUUUUUAGUUUCCAGACCUUUUUUUAUAUUUCAAGUGUCAGUUUUCAAAACUUAUGAAGGCAGUGUCUCUGUAAAGUAUUGUAUUCCACAUAGUUAUGAGAAAUACAUGAGUUGAAGUUACCCCUUUUAACCACUGGGUGUCACCAAAUAUUCACGGCAUGACCAAAAGCGGGUACUUUGGGAUACAGUGCCAGUCACAGUAUGGACGAUGGACCUACAGUUAUGAACACGUGCUUGUAUUAAAGCAUGAUUAGCAUUGGGUUUAUCAGGUAAGGCAGUUUAUGUUCCGAAUCAAAGCUAAACAGGUAUAGUCAAGAAAAGAAUCUGAACUAGUCAAUCUUCAUGCUCAGUGUCUUAAAUGGGUUGUUUUGUCUGUCCUUGCAGGAGGAAUCCAAGAUUGACGUGUUGGUGAACAAUGCAGGCCUGUACCAGUGUCCCUACAUGAAGACAGAGGAUGGUUUUGAGAUGCAGCUUGGCGUAAAUCACCUGGGCCACUUCCUCCUUACCCAUCUCUUACUGGACCUCCUCAAGUCCUCAGCUCCCAGUCGCAUCGUUGUCGUUUCCUCCAAGCUUUACAAAUAUGGCCACAUCAACUUUGAUGACCUGAACAGUGAGAGCAGCUACAACAAAGCUUUCUGCUACAGUCAAAGCAAGCUGGCCAACCUGCUAUUUACUCUAGAACUGUCCCAUCAGUUGGAGGGGUCAGGGGUCACAGUCAACGCUCUCACCCCAGGCAUCGUCAGGACCAGACUGGGCCGGCAUGUGAAAAUCCCUUUCCUGGCAAAGCCACUCUUCUACCUUGCCUCACAUCUCUUUUUCAAGAGCCCAUUGGAGGGGGCCCAGACCCCACUUUAUUUGGCCUGCUCUCCUGAAGUGGAGAGGGUGUCUGGGAAGUGUUUUGCUAACUGUGAGGAGGAACAGCUGAUGGAGAAAGCUACAGAUGAGCAGGCGGCUAAUAGACUGUGGGAAGUUAGCAGGAACAUGGUUGGCCUCGCUGACUGAGUGUUUGUCUUGUGUGGACAGAGUUAGAAAGGGGGAGUCAGGAGUUAUCUAAUUGUUUUGGAUUGUUUCCAAUUGCUCCCCUGGGGAUACUCUGUAUGUUAUAAAUAUGUGACAUACUAUGUUAAGAAAGUGUUUAAAAUACCUUUAUGAGCAGGAGUGUGUGAAUGUUAAAAUGAUUGAAACAAAGAUCAAUCAUUUUUUCUGCUUUCAUGUUUCUUCAGAGCAAUAAUUAAUGCACAUGUGUAUAUGUGAAGGGAAAUAAAACUAAAUGCUUACCUCCAUGCACAGCAAGGGAAUCUGUUUUCUUUUUUUGUAAAUUACAUUAUGGAAAUUGUGCAAACCUUUUUUUUACAGCUGGAAUAAACUGAAGUAUAUUGAUUCAAAGAUUGUGCUAAAAAAUAAAUUUAAGGAACUUUAGCUGAGGGUUUCUUUUCCAGUUGGUGUGCAAUCUACUUUUUCUGAGCACCUUUGAUUAAGUCCUAAAACAUCCAUACAUUUGUAAACAUUCAGUGGUUAAAAUGUGGUUAAAAGGUCUGUGUACACUAAUGCCUUUUUCUGCAAUGGCAGUUUUUGCGCAACUUUUCACCUAAAACUAUAGAGUUCAGUGUUAAAAUUACCCGUUAGGUUGAAAGUAGUUUCAUGUGUUCGUGGACCACAGAUUCAGGAUCGCAAUUCCAGUUAACAAUGGCACCAUGUGGUGCUUUCCAAGGCCCAUGUGAUUACUGUGUAACCACUUUGCAAUAUCUGAUGUAACCAUUUCUAGUGUCUCUUGUAACCCUUUAGGGUCUUACCUUAAGGGUUGUGGUUUGGGGGAAAAGUGUGAAUGAGUACCCAGGGCCCCAAUGGCCGAGGCUGGUCCUCAUAAUACCUAACAUGAGAGUUUUUGUUUGAUUUUUCUUAUCUCGCUAAACUAUAACUUGCAAAAGUAAAGAAAAUUGUUUGUGCAUCUCUGUGUGUGAGAGCAGGUGAGUGCUGUAUGUUUUGAAUGGGGCUUGGGAGGGUGGGUGGGGUUCUGUAUUUGUAUUUUUAUUUGUUUUAUAUUACUUUUUCAAUAUCCUGCUUGAGUGGACAACACUUUGUGCUAUAUUCUGUGUAUGAAAAGUGCCUUAUGAAUAAAGUUUGAUUGAUUGAUUGAUUGACAAAUAACCUUAAUAAAUUAUGGCAAAGAUAAAAAGAAGAAAGGAGAAAUGCUUUAUGCUAGCUGAAGAAAUCUUUCCAUCUUAACUUCUACAUGACUGAGCUUCUCUAUAACAUCUUUUCAAUACCCAUUCAAUCAAAAGGGUGUUUCAGUGCUGAACUGCAUAGUCUCAAGUUAAAACUCUCACAAAACUGCCAGUGCAGGAAAAAGACGUUCGUGGACACAGGCCCUAAACCAGUUCAUCACCACAUUUUGUGUUGAUGUUGAGCAAGACAGGCAUACAGAAAUAGUAAUAAGGGCACUUUAGAUCUAGGAAAGAGCUUGAAUGUUCUAGACCUGCUUUUGAAUAUGUUGUGUACUGGAAAUUGAAUAAACCUGAACGAGCAAGCCCUGCAUGGCAGUACAUUACUGUGGGCGUCAGUGCAGAUGGGUCACAGUGAGUAGGUUCUGAAUUCAAAUCUCAGAGGGGCCUUCUUGUGGAGAGCUAGAAAGUCCUGGGUCGACCAGCGGGGGACAGAACAAGCAUUCAAAUCUCUAUAUCCUUCCAGAAAACAAAUAAGCCUGGAGUGGCAGUACCUUAGUAUAGUGGUUAGCAAUGAGGCUAAUCUGCAGAUCUACUGCUCAGAACCAUAAAACAUUUGAAUACUUCUGCUGUUUUGAAAAGACAAGCAGAUGAGUGUAGUCCUCUGUGACAAAAACAUUUAACAGCUCACUGUAAAGACAAAUCAUUAGCUACAAAAACAAACUUCUCUGGUGUCUUGAAAAGGUUUAGGCACUGUGUGAUUUCAAAAUGUAAAACCCACGCAUCACAUUUCUUUAUGCUACUGACCUGGCAGAGACUCAUCCCAUCAGUAUGAAAAAGAAACAUCUCCUCCGCUUGAUACAUCCAUCAAAGCCAGCCUAGGAUGUCAGCGUUUCCUCCACUGUGAGGUCAUAUUACUGCUUGUGCCAUGCAAAUCCUCAGUGUUUUGAAAAGCAGAUCUAUUUCCAGCCCAGCUUUUGUACUUGAAUGCUAAAUUUGUGCAUACUUUAGCAUGUAUUAUGUAGUGUAGAAAAGAAGAGGAAGAGGUGGGGGUAGCUGUUAAUCUGGUUUCCCUGCUGUUGAUGUGUUUGAAGUGUAAAUGCUUUGAGCUAUGUGUCUGGUGGAGGCUGAACAAUGAGGUUAAUGUAGAUGUGUGAGACACUGUGGCUCCCUCCUGUGGAUGGACUUAAUCUGACUUAUAAAACUUUGGCAGGGGGCAGGAUCAUGUCUAGUUUCUUAUCUCUUCUCUUCUUUUUAUUGGGGUUGCUCUCUCGGGAUACUAAAAUAUAAAGGAGUGGCAUGAAGUUUGUGCUUACCUUGUCCAUCUUAUAGUCUGGGUCUCUAGGUGGCACCUGAAGUGGCUAAUCAGAUCUCUGAGUUAGCCACCCUUGGCCACCCCUCUGAAGCAAGCAGGAACCCUCAGUGCUGGACUGUGAGGAGGAAGCCAAUGAGGAAGUGCUAAAACCUGCAGCUACAUGGACCUGCUUCUGUCAAUGAUGCAAUUCUUGUCUGGUGCUUGUAAACUGAGAGAAAGACAGUAGUCCAGUUAAAUCUCCUAAACGAGCUAUGACUGUAGUUUGACUUAACUGUGCAUGUAAACAUACAGGCUGUAGAUGUAAGUGAGGAGGCUAAAGGCCCGCCUCAACUUCACCUCUGAGCCUCUUGAUGGGUCCAUGGACAACAAAGUUGGAUUAGCAUUUCCAAGAUGGUGACCGCCGUAAAAUUCACCUCAGAAGCCAAUGGGUGACCAACAAGACUACAUCCAUGUUAUACACAAUCCAUGCUCUGGACAUUUCCCUGCAGGGAGGAGAGGAAGCAGACAAAUCAUUAUGAUUGAAUUAAAAUAAAUAGAGAGGAGUAAAUCAAACAUGUAAAUGACUCUACUUAAAAUUCUGAAUGUGGGAGGUGGACUAAAUUUAGGCUAAACUCUGCACCAGUAAAAUUUCUCAGAAUCCUCAUUACCAAAAAAUAUUCUAUUUACUUCCACCAAAAAAAAAAAAAAAAAAGAAAACUGAAAGGAAUCAAAUUACUACAUUUAAAAGGCAGCAAUUAAAAAACCAUUUCAGCUUCACAGCUUGAGAGACUAAAUGCUACUUACUAACUGAGACACUACCCCAGUCAAAACACCAUAAAAAUCAUAUAAAUGACAGAACUAACGAUGACCUAUAAUGAGUCAAUCAAUUAAUAUUGUUUCAAUUGACCAAUUAAGUUCUUAAUUUUGAAAGGUGAAAAAACUCAAAUAUCCUUCAUGGUGUUCAAGAGACAUCAAAUGUCUCCUAUUUUACAAGGAAGGGCAGUUUACUGCAGAGAAAAGCUGCAGUUCCUUCAACACCAGCGGCUUGUAAAAACAUACAGUAUUUUUUGCCAAUUAAAUGACUUCAAUAACUUCUUUAUUGUUGAAAUGUUGUAAUUCUACCAUGUAUUUUGGGACUGUUCGGAGAUUAAAAAUGACUGAAAGUCAAUCAGAGACAGCGUGGAGAAGUUCUUAAAAAAUUAAGAUGGAAUUUGUUUUAAAUUGAUAUACCUGGGAAAGAUGUCACCUCAAAUCCAGGGUUUAUCAAAAGCAUAGUUGUAUAGAGUCAAGUUGGUGGCUAGUAAAAAAACUGUGUCAGAGACCACCGUCAACAGCAGAUUGGUUGAAGGUAAUGCAUAAUAUAUUUGGAAUAAAAAUAACUUUCACAUUGAGAUUGAAGAGUGAUGUGUUUGAGGACUAUUGGAGAAGUUUAUCACCACUUUAACCACUCAGAUCAGACUUAAGGUAAAAACCAGCAGUAGCUAAACUGUAAUUCCCCUGGUUCUCUGCUGCACACAAGUGUUAUUUAAUGUCUUUUUUUUUUCUUUUUUCUUUCAUUUUCUUUCUUGUUUCUGUUCUUUAAAGCAGUUUGCUUUGAUUUGAAUUGACGUACACCAAAUGAUGAUGUUCAAAACUUGAAUUCUAAAUAAAAGGAACAUUUAAAAAAAAAAGAAAAAGAAAUGUUGUGAUUAUAUUUUCUGAUUUGUCUUUAAAACCAGAAAUUUCUUUGCAAUUCAUGGACCCAAAAAGAGUUGAAUCCUUAGAUCUCUGGCAUAAAGCUACCUCCUGUCAGCCACCCUGAGUAUAUUUAGUUAGUGUGACACAUGCAACACAGCUGAGCUAAGAGUUAUAAAAACGUAAUAAUAUUCUCUUAAUGACUGCUCAGACCAUGCAAAUAAACUUCCUCUCUUUUUUAACUUUGCGAGUGUUGGCAAAAAUCCUCCUCUACUGACCUACUUUUAAAUCCACAACAGUGAUACAGCGGGGCUUUGUAGUGACUCAGCAGGCUCGCACCACAUGGCUAAAAGAAUCAUUUCAACAUUAAACAGAGACUUGAAGCUUUCGUGUGUAAUUUGUGCUUUAUUAUGCGAACAAAACAACCAAAAUAUAGAAUCAUGCAUCAUCAUCAAAUAAAACAGGGUUACAGUGGCCUUAUGUGGGGUGUGGGCAUCCAAAUCUGAGGUAGACUGGGGUGGGAAAACCUCUCCGCGGAUUAUAGAAGAGCAAAAGUAGAAAAUAAUACUGACUGCUAAGACAGAGCUCAAAACGUUCCAUCAAUGACAACAUAACACAGCCACCGAUACUGUCAAACUCAACCAACAGAAGAGUUUUAAAAAAGCGAAUUAUUUCUUUUUGUCUUCCUUCAAUGUUAAACAUUCAUAUUUGAAUCCCAAUGAGACAAGCGCAGUUUCAGUCAAUCAAAAAUAAAGGUCUGUGUGUAGAUGACACAGGCACCAGUUUACCAUUAAAACACCUCUCUGAUUUUCAAAUAUAAGAAUGGCAGCUUUUACAUUUAUAUACAAGUUCCAUCCUUAGCAAGAAGAUUCUGUUUUAUAUGUGAUUGUUUCUGAGUUUUGCUCACAGCUACAUACAAAAUAUAUCACUCCAUUUUCAGUAAUAAGUAUAUAUUUAUACAUUUGUCAAUUAAAUACAUACACAUUCUUACAGGUCAUGACUGACUUGCUCUGGGCUUUUUAUUUGACCGUAAACUGCAUCCAUCAGCUCCAAUUAAUCAAAGCCUAUAAUACUUAGCAAAAGUUAUAUGCUCAUUAUACUGAAUAACUCGCCCCCUGGCUACUAUUUGAACCAUUUUCUAUCAAAAUGAUUGCGCUAACAUAUCAGAUCUGCAGCCCAGAAAACCUUGCGUCAAGCAUGAGAGAAAAACCUGAACAGGACCUCCUUCAGUUCAGAAGAGUUCCAUAAAGCUGCGCCUUGGUCAGACUGUCCUUUCUGGAAAGACCCAGGGAGCCAAAUUUUGGAUUAUAGGGAGGAGGGGGAGGGGCUGGGACCGGCGGAGGGGACUGGCUCACCUGUGCAGGCAGACUGUGCAUCUCCACCUGGUAGUGCUGCAGCUCUGCAGCCAUCUCUAGGGUCCUCUGGUUCAGGGACUCUGUGGAGCUGUUAGGACUGGGGUCCACAUAAUCUGCACUCGGCCCCCCUGCUGCCACAGGCCCCUCCCUGUCUUUGGAGCUGGACCCUGAGUGGUACAGGCUGUGCUCGGACCCCUGACUGUCCUCUGCUGGGUACAUGUGAGCCUGACUGUGAGCGUGCCGUAAACUUGGACUGCAUUCAGGACUCGGGCUUGCAGCUACCCACCCAGAAUCCAUUGCUUCCCCUGCAUGGUGGUAGUAGUCAGCCCCUUCCUGGAAGCUGCUGUAUAGAGGGCCGAGCCGGAUUUUUGCAGGCCGGACAGAGAAGUGCUGCUCUGAGAAGCUGUACGGUGAAGCUCGGCCAGGGCUGCGGUAUGAGUGGGCGCUCAAAUCCUCUACACUGAGCUGCCUCCAUCUUCCAAUCAGCUCCUCCUCCUCAGGCGCCAAAGUGCUGCCCCGACGGCUGUCCCCGUAGGCAACACUUGGGGAUGAGGAGGGUGGGAGCGGCUCAUAGGGCUCACUGAAACAGGAGGACAUGGUGCGACUGUAGACGGGCGAGCUGCCAUUCUGGUGGUGGCUCAGCUCCGUCUGCUGAAAGGGAUGAGCAUUGGCAAAGCCUCUUGGACUGUCCCUCUCCCAGGAUGAGUCACUCUUUCUCUCAUAAUCCCCUGCAUCCCUCCACUCCAUGUAGAGGGAGUGGUGGUGCGGGGAUGAGGCAGCACUGCUGGGUGGGCCGUUGCCUUUGUCUUCAGAGCCCCCUCCGCUGAAGCUGGAGUAGGAGCUUGAUCCUGCACCUAGAGGUGGAGGAAAUUUGGCAAAGUGCUCCUGCGAGAAACCGGCCUGCAACCCUACUGAGCCCUCUUCUGGGUUGCUAUCAGUGGAGUUUUGGGGUCCAUACAGCAGCGUCCUUUCGCCAUGAAGGUCCAUGCUGGGUCUGCGCUCACGGUGCCGGUCGUCAGGGCAGUACAGAGCCGUGUCACUGCUGUACAGAUCAGAUUUAUAGGCAGCACGGAGACCCAGACGCUCUCCUGGCCCCACGCGCUCUAAAAUGAAAGUAUGUUCUUGGGUUUGAGGGCUGGGGGAGCGGGAGGCUUGGCUGCUGCUGCAGGCCUCGUCUGGUUUCUCAAGGACUUUGGCGAUGAGUGAGGCUGAAACGGAGUCCGAGUAGGUGUGACAGAGAGGAGAGUCUUCCAUGUGCAGGGUCAGGCGCUCCUGAAAAUCAGCAGGCAACUAGAAAUAGAGAGAAAAGGGCAGUGAAACAUAUUAUGUGUAAAGUGUUAUUAUAUGCACAUACAAGCUUUAAAUUUUGCAUUAUAUGGCUGUGUCCUCUUUAUUUAACAUUACCUUUGGUGGAAACAUUCAGUUCAAUGUGAAUUAUAGUAAUGAAGUUGGCAACUGUUUUAACUUAAGUGUAAGUUGAAAUGCUCAGUUUAGUGUUAAUCUGUCCUCCAGGGAGGGUGACAAGCUUCUGUUGCCAUGGAAACACUACCAAUUGUAGUGUUUGAAUCAGAUGGGACCUUUUUAUUGGAUUGUACACAUAAGUACAUUUCAUUAUAUCAAUAUUUGUCAGCAUGUGCAUGUCUUUGGUUGGUGGCCAGGUAAUGAGUGAGAUAAUGUAUAAUGAACAGAUGAUAAUGCGGCAUCUGCUCCUGCUCACCCUCUUAGGGUUACAAUUUGCAUGACCACCCAUUCACUAUAGAUUAAUCCUUACUUUUAAUGUAAAAACACACUUGCUGUUGUUAUUCCUGUUACAUUUUUGGCCAGGAUAUUUCUAUCCUCAUUAAAAAUCUGUCUACGUAUGGUGCAUGGUCACAGCUUCCAUAUCAGUUUCAAUACUUAUUUUUUUGUUUUUGGGGCUGGUUUGUGGCGCAAAUCUUUGCAACAGCUGCAUCAUUAGAAACAAAUCCAAAAUGUCAGGGAACGUCAGCAAAUAUUUCAAAUCAGCUGACAGUGGAUGUGUCUCACAUUAGAACCUGAAAUGUUAUCAUUCCUCCAUUCUACGUUGUUUAAAAGCAAAAGGAAGGAUCUUUAAUUUUGUCAUCACAACAUACACACAUGGAUCCACGUGUGUGAUUGCAGUAGUGUACAGUUAUAAGAAAUUAUCUUGAGUUCAACCUUAUCCAAGAGAGAAAACUAGAAGCAAAAAUGAAGUUGACCUGAGUUGCCUUCGUCUGAAAAGAAAGACAUCUCUCUGUUCGGAGUAUUUCUCAACACACAAACCUCCAUCCACUAUCUGUGCCUCUCCAUAGCAACAAGCAUUAAGCCAGCACAUCAUCAACAGGAAUCUAGUCCGUUGUUCCUAAUUGGCAAUGAGAGGAAAGCUAAUUAUAACUUUGUGGAUAGAGAAAAGACAAACACCUCAGAGCGCGUGAAAACACAGUUUUUCAUCGCAGUUUUAUUACAGAUCGGACCAAACUAAAUCCCACUUAAUUACUGUCCAAACAUUUUUCAUUUGGGCUUGUUUUGAAUGAGAUCACAGUAAGCUUUUCAUAUAGCAUUCAGAAAUGCUAGUCUAAUCAUUUCAUACCCAUCACUGGGCUCGUUUUGCAGCAAAACAAAACAACUAAGGCACUUCAGUGCCUGAAGAGCCGCUGCACUUCUCAAAAUGCUGCAGCACCAUUCAUCAAUAUACUGUCGAUUGGCUCCCACCCACAGAAGCAGCAUAUCGCUAGACAUACAGCCAGUGCAUAUAUAGCCCCUGACCCCCAUUAUGUUCUGCAGAUUGCCAGCAGAGACGUUUUUCACUGCGUGCCUGAUCCCAUACUGUGCAAGCGGAGGUUAUGUGUGUGUGUGUGUGUGUGUGUGUGUGUGUGUGUGUGUGUGUGUGUGUGUGUGUGUUUGUAUGUUUGUAUGUGUGUACUGUAUGUGCGUGGGGGGUGUUUUAUGAGCAUUAUGCAACCGAAUGCAGUGUGCAUUGAUAUUUCCAUUCAGCCAUAUAGGCAUUCUUUAACCUUAUGGACUUUUGCCAGCUUAAAAGUCCUGCCGUCACAUGGAGCAGGCACACAGCCCAGGGCUGAUGCAGCGGAAAAUGGCGCCAAGCUGGCCUGGUGUUAAACUGCUCAUCAAUACACACAUGGAUCUCCGUUCACAAGCAGCUGGAGGACAGAGUGACGAGUCACUCCACAUCUACACUCUGCCACACACUGUAGUUUUCACUUCUUUAAAUGCUCAUAUCAGGUUUGUGCUUCUAGUCCAUGUUGUUCUUUUCUUUCUCUCCUUCUUUCAUUUUACUUUCUGUUCUUCCUAUUCCUUUAUUAUUCAUUUGAUCUUUUCUUUUUUUGUCUUUUUCUUCUGUUUUGUAUUCUUUUCUUCACUUCUCUCCUUUUUCCCUUCAUCCUUUCCUUUCUUCCUUUUUUGUUCCUUUUUUCCUUCCUCUCCCCUACCUUUUUCCUUCCCUCUUCCCUUUCUUAUGUCAAUUUUUCUUCCCCAUUUCAUAAUUUUUCUUUUCUUUCUAUUAACCUUCCUCAUUUCCUUUACACUACUUUUCUUUCUCUAACCUUUCCCCUUUUAUUUCUUUCUUUUCCAUCUUUCUUUUCUUUCUUCCUUUUUACCUCCUUCCCCUUUUCUUCCUCUCUUCUCUACUUUCUUUCUACCCUUUCUCCUCAUACUUUUUCCUUUUCUCCUGUCUCCUACUUCUUUUUCUUUCUUCAUUUCCCUCUGCAAUCCUUCCAUUUUUUUCUUUCCUCCUACCUCUCUCUCCCACCCUUUCCUCCAACUCUUUUGUCUUUCUUUCUCUUUUUCUUUCUUGCUUCACUUUUCUUCCUUCUUUCCUUCCCUUUACUUCCUUCCCUCACUUCUCUAUUCUCCUUCUACUUCUUUCCUUUCUUUCUCUAUUCCCUCCCUCCUACUUACCUUCCUCCCCUCCUACUUUCCGUCAUUCUCUUCUUCUUUUCCUCCUUCACUGUAUUUCCCUUUAUUUCCUUCUUAUACUGCUACUAUUUUCUGUCUUCCUCCCUUCCUUUCUGACAUGAACCUUACAUAAAGCAGCUAAAACUUGCAACUAAAUUCAUCAGACUUUCAGUCCAGAUCAGAUGUGGUAAAAACUGAUAUGAUUUGUAUGGUGGCCCGGAUCUAUCUUCCAUAAAGGUGUUGGCCGAGACCUGACUUCCCUCUAUGCAAAAAAACACUCUUCAAAGACCCACUCUGAUGAAAAUCAUGUUUUUCUUGUUGUCCAUGUAUUCAGGACAUAUCAUGAGAAAACUAAGUGCAAAAUUGCAUUUCUAAAUACGUAGUAGAAUUUUCUAUGUUACAAAUCUAAACUCUGCCCUCUGUGCCUCGCUCUGCAGGCCAGAGUGCGAUAUGUGGAUUAAAAUGCUCGUCAGAAAGCUAAUUACUAUAUUAACUUUCAUUAUGCCCCCAAAGACAUUAGUGACCGCAAGCUGAAUAGCUCCUAUGUUACCUAUGUUAAUGCUGUAACAGCAGUGCUGCAGAGCAGUGCUGUCUCCACUCAUGACUCAGAGGUGAAUUGCUAAUGAGCUACUUGUCAAAAAACUUUAAAAAAGGAUAUCUUAAUCAGUCAUAAAGCAUGAAUACCAUUUAAAAUGUAAAAAAAAAAAUAUGUCUACACCUUUUAGCAGGUAUUCUGUUGCCCUGUGUCACACUGAAUUCCAAUUUUUAGAAACCUGGCCUCUGUCAUGUCUCUCAGGUACAGGUCCUUGACCUAACAAAGAGACAGCUUCAGCUCUCCAUCUUUGCCCUUUCUUCUGU